Molecule: messenger RNA, 1923 nt
Organism: Pogoniulus pusillus (Red-fronted tinkerbird)
Lineage: Eukaryota; Metazoa; Chordata; Aves; Piciformes; Lybiidae
Product: ubiquitin carboxyl-terminal hydrolase 36-like
Biological process (GO): protein deubiquitination; regulation of apoptotic process
Cellular component (GO): nucleus; cytosol
Molecular function (GO): cysteine-type deubiquitinase activity
Source: RefSeq, a predicted model, not a curated record
AUGGCGGCGCUCCGGGCACCUCCGCUGGCUGCUUCUCGCCCCGGAGCCGCAGCAGGGCAGCUGAGGGGCCGCCCGGAGCGGGGCUCUGGCCGGCCACGGCGGCUCCCGGACGGCGCCUCCCGCCUGCGGCACCUGCGGAUGCAGCCUCCGCCGGCGGCGCCGGGGCGCGCAGGGCCAGCCCCGCUCGCCGCUGGGCUCCGCAGAGCUGGCGCUGGGAGCCUGGCAGGAGGGCGGAAGUGGCGCAGUGACGCCGCGCCCACGGGCGCCAUCUUUGCUUUGGGCGGCACCGGGCUCCGCCCGGCGGCGAGGGCGGGGAGAGUGCAGGAGGAAGAAGAGCAGGAGGAGCAGGAGCCGGAGAAGGAGGAGGAGGAGGAAGAGGAGGAGGAGGGAGCUGAGUGGCUGGGACGGCUGAGUCGAAGCCACGAGUGCAGCCGCCAGCAUGCGAGCGAGAAGAAGCUGGAGCAGGAGCUGGGGCUGGCAGCGAAGAGGCAGUGUCUGGAGCUGGGUGAGGAGGGGCACUGGGAUGGCGCUGGGGUGAGGAGGGGUGGCCGCGGCUGUGCGGGGUGGGCGCUGGGCCUGCGCAACCUGGGGCGCAGCUGCUUCCUCAAUGCCACGCUGCAGUGCCUGACCCACACGGCGCCGCUCGGCUACCUGCUCUGCGGGGAGCACGGCCGCAGCUGUCACCGAGAAGGCUUCUGCAUGCUCUGCACUAUGCAGACCCACGUGGGGCAGGCCUUUGCCAGCAGCGGCCAGGCCAUAAAGCCAGAGGCCAUCAUCCGGAACCUCAAGAACAUUGCCCAGCACUUCAGCCUCCGGAGGCAGGAGGAUGCCCACGAGUUCCUGCGCUGCGCCAUUGACGCCAUGCAGCAGGCCUGCGGGAACGGCUGUGCCCAGCUGGAUGGGCAGAGCCAGGCCCCAACGCUGGUCCAGCAGAUCUUUGGGGGUUCCCUGCGGUCCCGUGUGCUGUGCUUGCAGUGCCAGAACACCUCGGACACCUACGACUUACUGGACCUGGCACUGGAGAUCGGGGAGGCCACAAGCGUGGUGCAGGCGCUGGAGCAGUUUGUGCAGCCAGAGCUGCUGUGCGGGGAGAAUGCCUACAUGUGUGCCAGGUGCCAGCAGAAGGUGUCUGCCCGCAGCUUCAGCAUCCACCAAGCUGCCAACGUCCUCACAGUGGCACUGAAGCGCUUUGCCCCUUUUGGGGGAGGGAAGAUCACCAAAGCCGUGGCGUACCCCAUGCUGCUGAACGUCCGCCCCUACCUGUCUGUGCCGCGCGGGGACCCCGUCCUCUACAGCCUCUAUGCGGUUCUGGUGCACUCUGGGCACAGCUGCCACGCAGGGCACUACUACUGCUACGUGAAGGCCAGCAGUGGGCAGUGGUACCUGAUGAACGACGAGCGGGUGUGCCCCGCGGGCAUCCAAGAGGUCCUGGGGCAGCAGCCCUACCUGCUCUUCUACCAGAGGGUGCCCAGCCCCAGGAGGAGCUGGCAGGGGCCCACUGCCAAGGCUGCCUCCAGCCUGCCCGGCUGCACUGGCGGUGUCCACAGCGAGGACAGGAAAUCUGUCACCAAGGAGCCCCUGUCCUCAGCAGGGAUGGGCCAGGCUCCCCCAGCACAGAAGCUCCCUGCUCUCUACCUGAUGGAUUCCAUCCUCAAGAACGUGGGAGGAGAAUACCUGAAGGCCUUUGCCCCAAAGCUGGUGGAAACCUUUGUGUCUGCCUUCCAGAAGCCAGAGGAGUCCAGUGCAGCUCCCUCUGCCACCUCUGGUGCCUCUGCUGCAGCUGCUGCUGCAAUGCCCCAGGCGCCGAGCCAGGAGCAGCUGCUGAGGCAGCAACUGCUUGAGAAGGAGAAGCAGGUGCUGGAGCUUCGGCAGAAGCUGUCCGAGCUGGAGCAGGCUGGAGCACAGCUGGAGGAGCCACUCUGA